Molecule: messenger RNA, 267 nt
Organism: Aspergillus aculeatinus CBS 121060
Lineage: Eukaryota; Fungi; Ascomycota; Eurotiomycetes; Eurotiales; Aspergillaceae
Exons: 3
Coding region: 1-267 (88 amino acids)
Source: RefSeq, a predicted model, not a curated record
AUGAUUACUGCCGCCCACCCUUUCUUCGAACAUCCUGCGAGCAAGCCUGCGAGGAAUAGCCCUGCCAACGGCCCUGCGAGCAAGCCUGCGAGAAAUAGCCCUGCCACCGGUCCUGCCAACGGCCCUGCCAACGGUCCUGCGAGCAAGCCUGCAAGGAAUAGCCCUGCCAACGGUCCUACCAACAGCCCUGCCAACAGUCCUACGGCCGAGCGCGCAAGUAUAAGACAGCCUAUAAAAGAACCGCCCUACCAACAGCUCUACAAAUAG